AUGCCUUCUGUCGACGAGCCAUCGUCAUCUGCCGUUGACUAUCAGGAAAAGGUACCUGUAGCAGGUCCUCAUGAUGACCAGCAGGGUCAUGAUGCAACAUCAAUUAUACCGCGAUGGGCACCCGCCAUGCCUGACGUUCAAUCCCUGAGCUCCCCGUUGACAUGCAUGGCAGAGACCAUGCUUGCCUGCUGUAACUUCGCGUGGCAGCAUCCUACCGGAUACCAGCUUCUUCCCGAUCCGGCGGCCGUGGUAUACGAGCCUCCGCAGCAGUAUACGAUGGAAGUGGCACAACCUGUGCCAGCCCAAGCGAUUCACUCUGUGCAGCACCUUGUCUCAGACUCUGAUGGGUUUCCUCAACAUGCGCCGGUGCAAGAUCAGCACUUGAACUUGGAUGUCUUGCCACUCGAUGGCUACCCCGUCCUUGGGGAAGCCUCAUUGCAGCCGCUGCUCCAGCCUGUGUUGCAACCUACCCUGCAGGAGCCACCGUCCAUUGCAAACACGGACGAUGAUCCUUAUCUGGUAAACCAGACUGGCCACGAGUACUCUAACCAGCUGGCUUCUACGGACUUAUACAAUUAUCCAAUAGUCACGGCACCGAUGGCAAUGUCCAUGCCGCUCAUUGAUGAGAAUCCUAUGGAUGCGAAUACUUCACUGCUGCCGUACGGUCCAGCCCCCCUUGUACCGCUAGUCCAACCUCCUUUGGUGGUCAUUGAGCCCACGUCCCCAGAGAUACACAACUGUUAUAACACUCCUGCGGCGCAGAAUCUACCUCAGCCGGUACUGCGUGAAGAUGAGAGCAACACAGUUGGCCAGACACAAGAUACAAUUCCCGACAACCUACAGCCCACCCAACGUAAUGCGAGAGGCGACGUACCCCGUCUUGUGUGCGAGUUCAACUCGGAUCUUCCAGGCGGCGUCUGCCUGACGUGUAAAAAGGUAGAGAAUACAAAGGCAGCAAGGCUACCGUGCCUCCGGUACAAGAUCACCGACAUGAUGCUCUAUAAGCCAGGCGCAGUCCCAGGUUACGAGUGGUCCCAAAGAUGGAACAAGAACAACUCGGAACCCAUCCAGCUUUGGGCCUCGCGUGAAGUCAAAGUCAUUCAGAUAUCUGUUUACUUCUCAAACUCGUUUCUCUUACUGCCGGUGCGCAAAUUCGUUCCACAGGAGGGAGACAAACUAGAGCGGACAUGGGAUUACCAAGGCACCAAGAAGUCGGUCACCAUCCCGCCAUACGCGCUGGUGGACCUGGAAGCCGGCAAAUCAGCGUACACGAGAUUUAUCCGAGACUCCAUGACCGACAUUUUCAAGAACUUCCUUGGUGACACGGAUAGUCUCUUGUACAAGACGUACCUCCAAGCUUGGCACAUGUGGAAAGACCCAAACAUCGCGGCGGAGUCGUUUGAAUUACUCAACUGGACGCUUCGGCUGUGGAUAGCCGUCCGCUUGUCAACUACGUCGGCGUUUAUCGCCGGGAAUGAGAGACUAGGCAUGUCGACCGAUAUUCUUGACCAAACCAAUCCAAACCCUGGAAAGAUUCCACUGCCCCCGGUGCUGGGCGCACAGAUGGACAUGAUAUUGAUCCAGCACAUGCAGUCCAAACUUAGACAUGAGCUGUUGGACAACCUCCAAAAAGUAAUGCUCAAGAAUAAGCCAUCUAGCUGGCUGGUGACUUACUUGGUGACUUUCAUUCUGCUUCACAACGUCGCGCUUAUUACAAAGCACGAUGCUGCGUAUGCUCGCAAGCAUGGCAUGAAGCGCCGUUACGCUCGACAAGAAAAAGUCCAAGAGUAUCAUCUGGGAGCCAAUAUUAUCCUGGCCCACUUUCACUACUGUAACAAGGGCAUCGUGCCCUUCUCGGAAGAGUGCGAGGAUCAAGAUCUUCGGACGUUAGCGCAUCUAGAUGAGGAUAAGAUCAAGUUUGUUCGUGCGACCAGGGCACACAUUCAACGGCACAGUGAGUCCCCGAUACCACCACACUCCCCAGCUAACCGGAUUCCCGGACUGGCGCUAAUACAGGGGUCAACCCCUUCUUGUACAGAGGAAGAGUGGGAGGAUAUCCGCGCCAAAAAGGCGUACGAGGAAGACUACUUCUUCGUCAGCCAGUUGUUUGAGGAGAAAUGGCAACCAAGGACCUCCGUCUUGUAG
Trichoderma aggressivum f. europaeum is the source of this 2145-nucleotide messenger RNA. RefSeq lists its product as uncharacterized. NCBI's taxonomy places the organism in Eukaryota, Fungi, Ascomycota, Sordariomycetes, Hypocreales, Hypocreaceae. The record is from RefSeq and is a predicted model, not a curated record. The coding region runs from base 1 to 2145 and encodes 714 amino acids. The transcript has 6 exons.